UGGUAUUUAUUUUUUCAAUUUUAAUUAUUUGAAGUAAAUAUGAUUCACGAACUGUUGCUCGCGCUAAGCGGAUACCCCGGAACCAUCUUCACAUGGAACAAACGGACAGGUUUGCAGGUGUCCCAGGACCUCCCCUUCCUUCACCCCAGUGAGACAAGUGUCCUGAACCGGUUGUGUAAACUCGGCUCAGAUUACAUUCGCUUCACAGAGUUCACAGAGCAGCACACUGGUCACGUCCAUCAUCAAGAACAUCACACAAACCAGCCUAGCCAGACAGGUCUUCAUGGAAUUUACCUACGGGCCUUUUGCACCGGACUGGACUCCAUGUUGCAGCCGUACAGACAGGCCCUUCUGGACUUGGAACAGGAAUUCCUUGGAGAUCCGCAUCUGACGAUAUCCCAUGUGAAUUACAAGCUCGAUCAGUUUCAGCUGCUGUUUCCCUCUGUUAUCGUGGUGGUGGAGACCAUAAAAUCCCAGAAGAUUCAUGGCUGUCAGAUCCUGGAGACUGUGUACAAGCACAGCUGUGGGGGGCUUCCUCCGGUACGCAUGGCUUUAGAAAAGAUUCUGGCUGUGUGUCACGGCGUGAUGUACAAGCAGCUUGCAGCUUGGAUGCUGCAUGGGCUGCUGCUGGAUCAAAGCGAGGAGUUUUUCAUAAAGCAGGGCCCCAGUGCAGGUGGUGCUGUUGCAAACCAGGAUGAGGAGGAGGAAGAUCUGGGAUUGGGAGGUUUGAGUGGAAAACAGCUCAGAGAGUUGCAGGACCUGAGGCUGAUUGAGGAGGAGAACAUGCUGGCUCCAUCCCUUCAGCAGUUUUCUCUGAGAACGGAGAUGCUGCCAUCUUACAUCCCCAUCAGAGUGGCUGAGAAGAUCCUGUUUGUGGGCGAGUCCGUUCAGAUGUUUGAAAACCACAACCACAGCCCAUCCAUAGCUGGCUCCAUCUUAAAGCACCAGGAAGACGCGUUUGCUGCUGAGCUGCACAGACUCAAACAGCAGCCACUGUUCAGUUUGGUGGACUUUGAAAAUUUGAUUGAUGGGAUCCGAAGCACGGUGGCAGAGCAUCUGUGGACGCUGAUGGUGGAGGAGGCGGAUCUGCUUGAACAGCUUAAGAUUAUCAAGGACUUCUACUUGUUGGGUCGCGGGGAGCUCUAUCAGGUUUUUAUUGACCUCGCUCAGCACAUGCUAAAGGCGCCUCCGACCGCAGUCACUGAGCACGAUGUUAACGUGGCCUUCCAGCAGGCAGCUCACAAGGUUCUUCUGGAUGAUGACAACCUGCUGCCCCUUCUGCACCUCACUGUGGACUAUCAGGGCAAAGACGGAAAAGACCCAUCAGGCCCCAGAGAAGGAGCCACCCCUCCUCAGGAUGCGUCUCCUCGUGAGGUUCCUCCCACAGGCUGGGCGGCUCUUGGCCUCGCCUACAAAGUCCAGUGGCCGCUUCACAUCCUCUUCACUCCUGCUGUCCUGGAGAAGUAUAAUGUGGUGUUCAGGUACCUGCUCAGCGUGCGGCGGGUGCAGUCACAGCUGCAGCACUGCUGGGCUCUUCAAAUGCAGAGGAAGCACCUGAAGUCCAGCCAGUCAGAUGCAGUCAAGUGGAGGCUCCGUAACCACAUGGCAUUCUUAAUCGACAACCUGCAGUACUACUUACAGGUGGACGUCCUGGAGUCUCAGUUCACUCAGCUGCUUCAACAGAUCAACUCAACCAGAGACUUUGAGAGCAUCCGACUGGCCCACGAUCAUUUUCUUAGCAACCUGCUCGCUCAGUCCUUCAUCCUCCUGAAGCCGGUGUUCCACUGUCUGAAUGAAAUCCUGGAGUUGUGUCAGAGCUUCUGCUCUCUGGUAGGUCAGAGUGUGGCCUCACAGGACGAGAGAGGAAUGGCCCAGCAGCUUGACCUGCUGGUGAAGGGGUUCCGGCGGCAGUCCUCCCUGCUGUUCAAAAUCCUUUCCACUGUGAGGAACCAUCAGAUCAACUCUGAUCUGGCUCAGCUGUUGCUGCGUCUAGACUACAACAAGUUUUACACACAAGCUGGUGGCACUUUGGGCGGGAUUUAAGAGGAUUUCUACUGGAACUGGACUGAAGCUCCUUAAAAAACAAAAAUGCAGGUCUGCUGCGUGUAUCUUCAAAUAUGAAGAGACGGUCAAUUUAUUCAAGAAAACAGUCUCUAUUAUGAUAUAUUUUAUAACUUAAAGUACAGUCGGUGUUGCACGUUACUGUAUCAAAAAUGAAAGAAAGGAAAACCAGGAAUCCGUAAUGUAGAGCCCCACAGGAGGGUUUUCUAGUGUUGGGUUUCUUUUAUGUCCCUAUUCUUGAGCAAACUUCAUUUCAAUCAAAGGCUCAUUAACAGACCCUUACCAAAGUAAUUCAGUCAUAAUUCUACACUUGUUUCAAAAAUUGCAUUAAAUACUUUAAAUAGAUUUAUAAUUAAAUGUGCUAAAAUGCAUCAAACAUUUGAAUGAGUUAUAAACUGUUUAACUUUAGGGGUGAAGCCAGUAUUGAUCCUUGAUACCUGCAGCCCUUAGCAAGAUGGAGUACAUCAUUCAGGAAUAAAGUUUAGUCCUGUGGCAGCAGAUGCAUCUUUAAAAGCUGCAGGAUAAAGUUCCCACCUGUAUUUAGAUGUUUGCCUUCUCCUACCAGCUGUUUAACAAGGAGUUUGUUUUUUGACUAAACUGUUUGUACACACAUGAAAAUACAUUUGAAUUCUUUUUGUGCAGCUAUGUAUUUGCAAGCCCCCUAUGAAGAUUGUGACUCACUUGGUUUUACUUCAUGUAUAAAAUGUAA
Messenger RNA from Cyprinodon variegatus (sheepshead minnow), 2770 nucleotides. It is a transcript of the gene tubgcp4, whose product is annotated as tubulin gamma complex associated protein 4. The record is from RefSeq and is a predicted model, not a curated record. Gene Ontology annotation, biological process: meiotic cell cycle; cytoplasmic microtubule organization; mitotic cell cycle. Lineage: Eukaryota; Metazoa; Chordata; Actinopteri; Cyprinodontiformes; Cyprinodontidae. The coding region runs from base 40 to 2043 and encodes 667 amino acids. Gene Ontology annotation, molecular function: microtubule minus-end binding; gamma-tubulin binding. The transcript is spliced from 18 exons. Gene Ontology annotation, cellular component: gamma-tubulin complex; spindle pole; centrosome.